ACGCUCCACAGCGGCCAGCGCCUCCAGUCGCUCCCAGUUCCCCUCCGCCCGCGGCGCGCCGCUCCCGGCAGCCUCGGUCGCUGCCGCCGCCUCCGCCUCCGCCUACCGCCGGCCGACGACGCCCUCCGACCCCUCCCGCCGCCGCCGCCGUCUUCAACCGCUUAUUUGCCCACGCUCCUACCAAAUCGCCUCUCAGUUGAGCAAUCCAAGUGAAGCAGAUGGCUACAUCAGAACCGGUACAGGAAAGCUGGGAGCUGGAACCCAGUAGGCCUCGGGUCCUCCUUGCUGCUUCAGGGAGUGUAGCUGCUAUAAAAUUCGAGAGCCUCUGUCGUGUCUUCUCCGAGUGGGCGGAAGUCCGAGCUGUGGCGACCAAGUCAUCAUUGCACUUUAUUGAGAGAUCAUCUCUGCCUAGCGACGUCAUUCUUUACACUGAUGAUGAUGAGUGGUCUACCUGGACGAAGAUAGGAGACGAGGUUCUGCACAUAGAGCUGCGGAAGUGGGCAGACAUCAUGGUGAUCGCCCCCUUAUCAGCAAACACUCUGGCCAAGAUCGCUGGUGGGUUAUGCGACAACCUCCUGACAUGCAUAGUGCGGGCGUGGGACUACAAGAAGCCGAUCUUCGCCGCUCCAGCCAUGAACACCUUCAUGUGGAACAACCCGUUCACGGCGCGCCACAUCGAGACGAUCAACCAACUCGGGAUUUCCUUGGUCCCACCCACCACGAAGAGGCUGGCCUGCGGCGACUACGGGAACGGCGCGAUGGCUGAGCCUUCGCAGAUCCAUACGACCGUGAGGCUCGCGUGCAAGUCACAUACGUUCGGCACGGGCAAUUCACCCGCGAUCCCUUCCAGCAGCCACCCUGUCUAGCCGAUGCAGUGGUCGAUAUGUUCACUUCAGGUGUUCAAGAGCUUAGUGUUUCGCGUUUUCUGUGCCGGCCCAUGUCUGGGUGUAAGGAGUGGAGAGUAUCAUCAGGUGUUUGUUUGUCGGUGAUGUCUGUGUUAACCAACGUGUCGUACCUAUGGAACAUGGAUCAGUAUAUUUGUUACUGUACUAGAGAUGUUAGGGCGUAGAGAUUCAGGAAAUGUUGUUCCAGCCAUAAUGUUAUGUUAUCUGUGGAUGAAUCUGCUUCCGUCGUUGUUCUGAA
Messenger RNA from Triticum dicoccoides, 1143 nucleotides. RefSeq names its product phosphopantothenoylcysteine decarboxylase-like. The record is from RefSeq and is a predicted model, not a curated record. The transcript is spliced from 3 exons. Lineage: Eukaryota; Viridiplantae; Streptophyta; Magnoliopsida; Poales; Poaceae. Gene Ontology annotation, molecular function: FMN binding; phosphopantothenoylcysteine decarboxylase activity. Gene Ontology annotation, cellular component: phosphopantothenoylcysteine decarboxylase complex. Gene Ontology annotation, biological process: coenzyme A biosynthetic process. The coding region runs from base 219 to 866 and encodes 215 amino acids.